CCUUACAUUACGGAGACCCGCAAUCGGCAUUAGUGUGUAUGUGCUUGUAAAAUUUUAUCGGGAAAUCGGAUUUUCCAUUUUUUGGCUCGGUCUAAAAUUUUCGAUUUUCUCAAUUUCGAAAUUCGUAAUGAAAGUACGCUGAGGAGAGUUUCCGGAAUUCGGUGUUGUUGAGUGUGGGAAUGUGAGCAGACCAAAUUGAUAAGGUCCAAGCUUCCGCUGAUGUAUACCCGUUGAUUAUAUAUCAGAAUCUCGAUAUCUCUUGGCGGAGAGAAUUUGAGAGUUCCGACGCAAAUCUGAACUUGAUUGUGGAUAGGAAAGCGGGCAAAAGCGAGCAAAAGUAGCCAAGCCUAUUCUCGGCAAGUAACUUGAAGAAAGUAAGAGUGGCCGCAACGAUGGACUGACAGAGGGUUAUCCGACUGCGGUGAGGCCGGAAGAGGAGAAUCGGGGAAGGCGAGAGGAAGGUGCCAAGUGUGAUCGGACCUCAGCUGCGAGAGCGGCCAACCUCUCUUCUAUUAUGAGGCCUGGGAGUCUGAAGGAUCCCGAUAUCGCAGAACUAUUCGAGAAAAAUGACCCGGAAAAGAUUUUUGAAGAUCUCCGGGAGAUCGGGCACGGGAGCUUCGGCGCUGUUUACUACGCCCGAUGCCUCGUCUCCAAAGAGAUCGUUGCCAUCAAAAAGAUGUCCUACCUGGGGAAACAGACGAUGGAAAAGUGGCAGGAUAUCCUCAAGGAAAUCCGUUUCCUCAGGCAACUCAAUCACCCCAACACUAUCGAGUAUAAAGGUUGCUAUCUCAGGGACCACACUGCCUGGCUGGUGAUGGAAUAUUGUCUAGGGUCAGCAUCGGAUAUAAUAGAAGUCCAUAAAAGGCCUCUGAAGGAAGACGAGAUCGCCGCAAUUUGCGAGGGUGUUUUGCGCGGUUUACACUACCUCCAUUCCCUAGGCAGAAUUCAUCGAGAUGUGAAGGCAGGCAACAUUCUUCUAACCGAGAAUGGCACCGUGAAACUUGCAGAUUUCGGUUCUGCGAGUAUCAAGUGCCCUGCUAAUAGCUUCGUCGGAACUCCAUAUUGGAUGGCACCCGAAGUUAUUUUAGCUAUGGACGAGGGUCAGUACGAUGGAAAAGUCGACGUCUGGUCUUUAGGAAUCACUUGCAUUGAAUUAGCCGAAAGAAAGCCACCCUAUUUCAAUAUGAACGCGAUGAGUGCUUUGUACCACAUUGCGCAAAACGACACACCCAUUCUAAACUCCCCCGAAUGGACGGACGUUUUUCGCCAUUUUGUUGAAGUCUGUCUAACAAAGAGCCCGAGCGAACGACCAUCGUCCGGCAAAUUAUUAUCGCAUCCAUUCGUGACGAGAGGUCGUUCAAUCCAGGUUCUGAUAGAUCUUAUACAGAGAACUAAGGCCGCAGUCAGGGAGCUGGACAAUCUGAACUACCGGAAGAUGAAGAAGAUCCUAAUGAUUGAUUCUUGCGAGACAGAAAGCACCGUCGGCGAUCCAGAUGACACUCCUGAUGAACAAACAGGUGGCGAUAGUAGCAAAAGCAACUCCAUCACCUCCGAGCAUUCAAUCCACUCAAUGGGAGUCUCGGCGAGUUCGCAAAGUUCCUCCACCAACAGCCUACCACUGCCGAAUGCCGAUUCAAACGAUUAUUCGACAGGAUCCGUGCGAAAUCGGCACAAUAUUUCGGCAGGAGUCACUGCCAAUCUUCUGGAACAUGGUGCCAAUAAUUUUGCGACGAUAAGAACCACUUCGAUUGUUACAAAACAGCAGAAGGAACACAUGCAGGAGGAAAUGCAUGAACAGAUGAGCGGUUACAAGAGGAUGAGACGAGAACAUCAGGGAGCAUUGGUUAAACUGGAGGAACGUUGUAAAUUGGAAAUGGAGUCUCACAAGCAGCUGCUGGACAAGGAGUACGAUACUUUGUUGCAGCAGUUCAGUAAGGAGUUGGAGAAGCUGCAGCUUAGGCAUUUGCAGGAGUUGGAACGCAAACUUAAACAAAAUCAAAAUGCGGAGAAGAAGCUUCAUAAGGAGAUUAGUAGCAGACAGGAGGCUGAUCGCAAGGCACUUGAAGCUCAGCAAAAGCGGGAAUACAAGGCGUAUAAAGAGAGAUGGAAGAAAGAGCUUUCCCUGGACGAAGUGACUCCUAAACGCCAACGAGACGCGACUCUCCAGAGCCAGAAGGAGAAUCUAAAACAAAUGGAGGCGCAAGAGGAACAGCGACUUGCGAGAGGACAGCGGGAAUACCUCGAUCUUGAAAUCCGCAAAUUCCGAAGGAAAAAAUUACUCAACUUCCACACCCUUGAGCAGGAGCUUCUCCGUGAAGAACUGAACAAGAGACAGCAACAACUCGAGCAAGCGCACGCGAUGUUGCUGCGACAUCACGAGAAGACCCAGGAACUGGAAUAUAGACAACAAAGGGCAGUUCACGCUUUAAGGGAAGAUCAAGUCCAUCGACAGCACAGCACUGAGUUGUGUAAUCAGCAAGAUUACAUGCAACGAGCUGAGCGAGACUUACGCAAGAAGCACGCGCUCGAAUUAAAACAACAGCCCAAGAGUCUCAAGCAAAAAGAAAUGCAAAUCCGCAAGCAAUUUAGGGAGACGUGUAAGAUACAGACGCGUCAGUAUAAGGCAUUGAAAGCUCAAAUAUUACAAUCCACUCCGAAGGAUGAGCAGAAGACAGUCAUAAAGAAAUUAAAAGAAGAACAGAGGCGGAAACUCGCACUUUUGGGUGAACAGUACGAGCAGAGUAUCGCCGAAAUGCUGCAAAAGCAAAGUAUCCGUUUGGAUGAGUCGCAGGAGCUCGAGUGUCAUCAUCUUAAGGAAAGGCUGAAUUAUGAAUUGGAGAUUCUGAUGGCUUAUCAGUCGAAGAAUAAGAUGCAAGCGGAGGCUCAAAGGAAUCGUGAACGACGCGAGUUGGAAGAACGCGUUUCAGUGAGAAGGGCUCUUUUAGAACAAAAAAUGGAGAUGGAAACCCAGGAAUUCUUGCAAGAGCGAAGCGAACGAAUACGACUCUUGCAUGAAAGACAGGAGCGAGAAUUGCAACAGUUUGAUGAAGAAAGUGCAAGAAUUGGGUUUAGUGCACUGGCAAUAGCUGAAGCUUCUAAAGAGUCUUACCCAGACGACGAGAGCUUGAGUGGCUCGAUGUUAAGUCUGGCUCACAGCAAUAGCUCCACAUCCUUUCCCCCUAAUAGUCUCUAAUCUUAAUCAUUCGUGUUAAAAUGUAUGUCUGCCUGUAAUCUGUGCAUAACAAUUUAUCCGACUCACUGUCAUUCGCUAUUCUACAAGUCAAGGUCUGUCGAUCGCGUGCGGUCAAUAUUUGCGUGUGACCUUGUAUACUCGUGCAUACUUUGUAUAUACGUAGAUAUACAAACAGGCCCGAAUUUCGCGACCUGGGUUCGAAAAUAUAUUUGGUAUCUUUGUAAUUUUAUACUUUUGAACCCCGUCAAAUCAAUGAGCGGACCUUGAGGCACAUACCAGUACUGUAACCUGAAAAUCUAGUCCGUAGACUACUGCGCAUGCGUUGUGGUUCAGGAAGCAUGCGCAUUAGUCUAAUCGCUGGAUGUCGGCUGCACUGGCACAUAAGGCUGUCUUGUCUAGAGAUUUUUCGGGCAUGCGUAUUGGAUCAGAACGUGAGGUGUAGUUCUUUUAAUAGAAAAAUCGAUGCUCUCUUUAAAGUUAAAUCGCAUUUUUACCAAUUACGCCUGUUUUCAGUCGGUUUCAGGUGGCUUGUUUUUAUGUCUUGAAACAGUUGGAAAGAGUCUCCAAAGUAGAAAAAUUGUCGCUAUCGGAGUGUUAGACGCAAUAGUUCUUUUAUUGUAAUAAUGAGCGCUACAUUUUCGUUCAUCGUUGCUAUUGUUUUGUAUCACGUCACAAAUAAAUGGCAAUCUCGUCAAAAAUUGCAUUCGAUCUAGACACGUAGGCACUGAGCGAUCAGUAUUUUUUAUAGGAUAAACUCAUUUUUAACCUCAGUGUUUUCUUUUUAUUCCCAAAUCUCUGUUUUAAUCUAAACCCUUUCUUAUCUCUUAAUAAUAAUAUGCAUUUAGUCUUGUUUAGUAUCGUCGAUGACUGAUUUGUGUUACAUUAUAUUUUUAAAAGUCUCAAUCUACCUUUGAAGUGGUAAAUGUCUUCUUAGUCUUCCUUCGAAAGUAACUUUCACGAUUCGAUAGAUUAAAAAGUCGAAAGUAGGCUGAAAUAUUUUGAAAAAUCGCUUGCGUUUUCUUCCAGUACACAUCCCGUUGCUGUUCUCUGAAAAGCAACUUUACUUCUCUCGUUUUCUUACGAAUUUGUUACGUAUAUCCGAUUAUAGUAAUCAGUGUCACAAAAUGUUUGUUGUCUCUUCACUGAGCGAGUCAACUUGACUUCCUGCAAGUUCACUAACUCGGUGAAUGGAUUACAAUUGAAUGUAAGUGAAUCGCGGGCAUUUUUUCGGAGAGCUUCUUCGCGAAAUAUAGGGGAGCAUUAAGUCGUAUUAAAGAUGGUCACAAGGGAAAAGAAAUUAUUGAUGUGAAAAGUUUAGAUAAAUUUGAAGAAGCAUUUCGAGAAGGUGUGGCGAUCGGAGGUUGUUCAUCAUUAUGAUGAAGCGUGUAUAUAAAACUCGAUGAUUGCGUUGAGAGGAGCGACUUUUGAAAGAUUUGUUAGAGGAAUCUGCUUGUUGUGUGUAAAGGAGGAAUUGAGAUUCUCCUUUCGGUUAUUUUAUUCGGGAUUUCGUGUAAACGUGUUGAAACCCGAAAUUCAAAUUAUCUCGCCAAUUGGUUGUUUAUUCCGGUCGAAACGAAGUGUGUGCAAAAGUGUUUUUUGUGGGUACGAGUGGAUUGUGCCUACUAUAUAAUAGAAUUUCGUUCUGAAUCUUCGCGAACUGUAAUUGAAAAAUUGAAUAACAGUAGUGGGAGAUCGGCCAUUAUUGAUUUUCUCUUGUCAACAUUUGUAAAUAUUUGUUCAUUGUGUUCUCAGAUUUUAAUUGCGAAGUUGGAUGAAAAAGUUGGCUUGAGUUUUGCAGACCAAACUCGUCGAUAUUCUCCAAAGUUAGGGCCGAUUUUUGUUGGUCGUGCGAGAGGGACAUUUUAUUAAUCAGCCUUCUUCUUGUGCGACCGACUCGGCGUUAUGUACUCGCAAAUGUAAUGCAAUGCAGGUUUUGGCUUUAAGUAGACGAACUGUAAUUUGUUUUUAUUUUUAAUAGCGCUAAUCGUUUAGCAAACAAAAUUGUAGAGAAAUAUAGGCGAUCCGAACCUAGGGCUCUGACUCGAAGGUUGGUGAUUUUUUAUAUCUGAGUAGUGCUUUGCAUAUUGAAGAAAGCUCGAAUUAUGGAGCCACGUCAGCAUUGCGAUUGGAAAACCAAAGAUUAUAAAAAAAAAAAAGAAGAAAAAGAAGGAAAGGAAGGAAGAGAAGAAGUUUGUGCUCUCGCAUCUCGAGGACUCGUUCGAGUCACUUAAGUAGAUAAGAUAGGCCGAUUGUGGUACUACUUUCAUUUGUUUUCUUUGUAACGCUACAACGAAAAACAGUAAGAAACAGUAUCGAUGACUUCUUUGUAGGCGAAAUAACCGAAAUAAUCACAAGCAAUGCUGAAGGGUUCCUUGCCAAUGAGUCACGAGCCAUCUACGAAUUAGUGAGCAGAGAUCUGUGGUCAAUAACGUGCUCACGCGAAAAAAAAAGAAAGAAUACAACAACCAACUCAAUUAUAAAAGUAAAUAGGAACCUACGACUAUAGAUAAAUAUUCUCUAUUAUGAUAAAGAUAUAUAUUAUACAUCAAAUUACACUAAAGAAAAAAACCGAUACCUUUGUAGCAAGUAACCAAUCAAGAAAAACGCAACACACGUAUCGAGAGUAAUCAGACUCGUAAUUGGUCUUAAUAAUUAUGAUGAUAAUUAAUGGUAAUUAAUUAUUUUUACCUUUAAGUUUAGGUAGAGUAUAAAUACAUUUUUUAACUAAAAACAAACUGAUGGCUAGGGACGAGCAAACUUCCUAACGUUUACGUUCGAAACGAGCAGAACUGUUCAAAACCUCUAUGCUAAUUAGAUAAUAAAAAUUGAAAUUAUGACAUGAAA
Messenger RNA from Belonocnema kinseyi, 6037 nucleotides. It is a transcript of the gene Tao, whose product is annotated as serine/threonine-protein kinase Tao. The transcript has 11 exons. NCBI's taxonomy places the organism in Eukaryota, Metazoa, Arthropoda, Insecta, Hymenoptera, Cynipidae. The coding region runs from base 515 to 3193 and encodes 892 amino acids. The record is from RefSeq and is a predicted model, not a curated record. Gene Ontology annotation, biological process: protein phosphorylation. Gene Ontology annotation, molecular function: ATP binding; protein kinase activity.